AAUUAUUGGAAUAAAAUUAGCUCAUACCCUAAUCUAAGGUAUGAUCAAUCACUGCGGCAAAUUUUAUCCAAAUCCUAUCAACGGUUUUGCGUUCUUCUAACGAUGAUUCGAUACGUUUUUAUACAUCUUACCCCUAUUGUAACAUAAUAUUAUAGUGCCGUGGAAUUAUAGAACUAAAUGUUACUUCAAAAUAAAUACAAUAUACUAUUCUGUAAUAAUAGGGUAGAAAAUUAACGUAGGUAUAUUAUUCAUUGGUAUAAGUUGGUAAAUGGCCAAAAAACAAAAUUCGUUCUGAAAUGCAAAACGUCAACGGUCAAAUGUCAAGAAAUAGUCAUUACUUAUUUGUCAAUCUGUCAUAACAAAACUGCAACGUGCUUGUAGGUUAUUUUGGUGUGACGAAUAUUUAAAAUUAAUAUAUUAAUGAGAUUAAGUAACAAAACAUGUUGAAACCUAAAGAACUGGGAGAUGAACUCCCAGGCUUCGAUGCCGUAGUAGAAGAUACGGAACAAAAAAUUCGCAGACCAACAAAAAGAAAAAAGAAGGGCUCGGGUGGAUUUCAGUCCAUGGGAUUAAGUUUUCCGGUGUUAAAAGGUGUUACAAAAAGGGGUUACAAACAGCCCACUCCCAUACAGCGAAAGACUAUACCUUUAGCUUUGAGUGGUAAAGAUGUGGUGGCUAUGGCCCGCACUGGUUCUGGUAAGACGGCCUCUUUUGUUUUACCUAUAUUGGAAAAGCUACUGUCACCCAACAGCAAACCGCAGCCAGGGAAGAAUUUAAGGGCUCUCAUUCUUUCACCCACUAGGGAAUUGGCUUUGCAGACUUUAAGAUUUGUGAGAGAGUUAGGCAAGUUUACGGGCUUAUCAUCAGCAGCUAUACUUGGUGGAGAGUCAAUAGAGCAGCAGUUCAGUGUAAUGUCAGGCAAGGCUCCAGAUAUAGUGGUCGCAACACCUGGACGUUUCUUGCACAUCUGCAUUGAAAUGAGUUUGAAGUUGGAUAACAUAAAGGUUGUAGUAUUUGAUGAAGCUGACCGUCUCUUUGAGCUUGGUUUUGGUGAACAACUGCAAGAAAUUGUCGCUCGGUUACCAUCAAGCCGUCAAACUUUGCUAUUCUCAGCAACCCUACCCAAAAUGUUGGUGGAGUUUGCAAGAGCUGGUCUUUCUGACCCAAUGCUCAUUAGGUUGGAUGUUGACUGGAAACUACCUUCAACAUUGUGGCUGGGAUGGAUAUCUGUGAGAGCUGAAUUGAAAACUGCUGCAUUGUUGUUGUUAUUGGAUAAGGUUUUGACUCCAGAGACACCACAGGCAGUGGUGUUUGCAGCUACUAGACAUCAUGUUGAAUAUUUGCAUUUGAUACUCCAACAAGCCGGUAUAACGUCAACAUAUGCGUACUCCGGCCUCGAUCCGUCUGCCCGAAAGAUAGCCCUGGGCCGUUUCACCAACAAGAAGGUGUCAGUGCUGAUAGUAACAGAUGUGGCAGCGAGAGGUCUCGACCUGCCGGCUCUCGACACCGUCAUUAACUACAACUUCCCGGCCAAACCAAAGCUCUUUGUGCAUAGAGUUGGUCGUAGUGCCCGCGCGGGUAGGGCCGGACGCGCCUUCUCUCUCAUAGCGGCGGAGGAUAUCGCUCACUUGCUCGACCUGCAAUUGUUCCUCGGAGCAGAGCUGCUGACCCCCGCCAGUGUCGAGACCAACGGACCCACGUGUCCCAGUGGCGUGUGGGGAGCCAUGCCCACGGUACAGUUGGAAUUACGGCACCAAGACGUUGUCACUUGGGAGAAGAAUUAUUCCGAAAUUGAAGAGGCAGUUCGCACAUGUUCACGUGGGUGGCAGCAAUACGUGAAGUGGCGAGAACCAGCCUCCGCCGAGGCCAACAAGCGAGCCAAGACUACCGACGCUCCAACUAUGACGCACCCAUUCCUAGUCGACGACAACAUGGAUAAGGCAGUGGAUAUGGUGCAGCAGAUUAAGAAUUAUACGCCUAAGGGGACAAUUUUGGAACUCUCGGCGAAGAACGAUUCUCCGUCGUAUUUAGCUAUGAAAGCUAAAAAGCAAGCUCACGGCAAAACGGUCGCGAAAAUCAGAGACAACAAAAAACUAAAGGCUGCAGGUAUUUUGGUAGAAGAUAUGGGACAAAAGUCGAACAAAAACGCUGGUAAGAAGAAGAAAGAAGUUGUACGCGAUGAAAAUUAUAUUCCACAUCAAGCGAGUGAUCAACAUACUGAAAUGGGCAUGGCGGUGAACUUCAACGCGGGCGCGGAGAGCGCGGCGUUGAGCUUCGGCGCCGACUCGGCCGCGGCGGCGCGCAGCCGGCCGCCACGUUGCGUUGGGGACCGCAAGCGGAAGAAGAUGGUGCACGUCGACCCCGAUGGCGGUCGCAAGAUGAUUCGCACGGAGAGCGGCGGCCGCGUGCCCGCCACCUACCGCAGUGGGCGCUACAACGAGUGGAAGAAACGGAACGCCGCCGUUGAUGACGACGAUGAUGAUGAUCAGGCUAGAGAUGUGAACAGGAAGAAACCUGUUUCCGAAUUCCGUCCACACUGGGUGAAACACAACGAGAGAGUCGCAAAGAAGGCGGCCGAGGCGAAAUCCAAGGAAUUCAGAGACAAGCAGCAGAUCGUAAAGGAGCGCCUGCGCAAGGACAAGGUCAAACAGAAACUCAAGUACAAAGUCAACAAGAAGAAGAAAAGGAAAUAAACAUUGAAGUGAAUUUGAA
This is a messenger RNA of Manduca sexta (tobacco hornworm), 2712 nucleotides long. RefSeq names its product ATP-dependent RNA helicase DDX54-like. Gene Ontology annotation, molecular function: ATP binding; RNA helicase activity; RNA binding. Gene Ontology annotation, cellular component: nucleus. The record is from RefSeq and is a predicted model, not a curated record. NCBI's taxonomy places the organism in Eukaryota, Metazoa, Arthropoda, Insecta, Lepidoptera, Sphingidae.